GGAAGAAGUAUACAUCCACUCACUACUGCGGAGGUUGCGUUGCUGUAAAUGCUUCAUGGCCACUGCAGACGUCGGAUUGAACAUACAUCUGGUUUUACUGCUUCGCUGCACUGAUAGCGCUGCUGUAAUCAGUCUGGUAUUUUAUAGGCUACCCUUACUGGGCCUUCUGGACUCUCGACGUGGAUGUUGUACCAAGUGGCUCUCGGGUAGAGGUAGACGAUAACAGACAUCAGGAUUCUUGGUGAAUAGGGUGUUGAACUUUUUAUUGACUAAUAGAUCAGGUAAAAUCUUAUCCAGGAUCUUUCUUAUGUAAGAUUAGCCUAAAUUAAACGUUUAUUUGUCACAACUUAAAUCCAGUUUUGAUAUUUAAAAGGACGUUUGAUUGCUCUGGUCUAGCUGUGACAAAGAAAGUAACUGUAGUGUAGGCUAGCUUCAGAUUUACUAUUGACGUUUUUUUAUUUGAAGAAACGCUGAAGAAAAAAUAGCUUACAAGAUGGAUCGGGUGUUAGCAUCCUCCAAAAUUUCGAAAGGUGAGGGGACAUUCGGCCCGUAUCUUGAGAGGGUGGAGCUCCUCCUUCCAGCAUCUCUUCAGCUCUCCUAACACGGAUGAACCCAGAACUAAAUCGAGGGGCUGAUUUGUUCAACUCCAAUGAAUGCUCAAUCAAAGGUUCUGAACAUAAAACAUUUGGAAAAAAAUAUACCACUUCCAUUUGAAAAAUUUGCCAAAGUGAAAAAAACAAGACAUUUCAGUAAAGUAGUGAACAAUUACACACUUCAGGAGAAAGGAGAUAUUAUAAGGAUGCACCAAUCAGAGAUUUAGAAUAUAGUAAUCAAAUGUUUGGUCUAAUGAUAUUCUAUGUACAAUACUUCCUGUGGUCACCAGGACAGAGCUAGCCCGUCCCCCUCCACCCUGCUGGAGUCCCCUGGUCACAACUCUCCCGGUAGCGCCUUACUGCUGGGUCUGAAGAGGGUGUCUGUGUGGCUGGUCGACUGCAGGAAAACACCAGGGCAGAGUGGAACUGUGAGAGAAGGACACGAGGAGGGAGGUGGAGAUUUGAUUUCAUCAAGGGACACCCCUAACCGUCUUUCUCUCAGUGGGAGGGGCUUAUCAUCUGGGAAGCCUCAACCACAUGAUGUUGCUGACGAGACAGAGAAGAGUCUCUCCAGAUCAGAACAUCUCAAGAAACUCCAACAGAGACGAAUAGGGAAGAAACCUCACCACUGCUGCUCUGACUGUGGGAAGAGUUUCACUAGCCGGAGUGGCUUCAUUAUUCACCAGCGUAUUCACACAGGGGAGAGGCCUUACCCCUGCCUUGAAUGUGGGAAAAGCUUUGCUUAUUUGGGAGCCUUAAACAUACACAAGCUAACACACACUGGAGAAAAGCCUUACAGCUGUGAUCAGUGUGGGAAGAGCUUUGCUGUAUCAAAAGCCCUAACUAUACACCAGUGCAUACACACAGGAGAGAACCCUUAUAGCUGUGGUCAGUGUGGGAAGAGCUUUGCUGUAUCAGAAAAACUAACUAGACACCAGCGCAUACACACAGGAGAGAAGCCUUAUAGCUGUGAUCAGUGUGGGAAGAGCUUCAAUCAAUCAGGGACCCUAAAUUCACACCAGCGAACACACACAGGAGAGAAGCCUUAUAGCUGUGAUCAGUGUGGGAAGAGCUUUGCUGUAGCUUCCACACUGACUACACACCAGCGAACACACACUGGAGAGCGAACUUAUGUCUGUCUAUGUGGGAAGAGCUUUGCUCUAGCUUCCACCCUGACUACACACCAGCGAACACACACUGGAGAGAAGCCUUAUAGCUGUGAUCAGUGUGGAAAGAGCUUUGCUGUAUCAAAAGUCCUAACCAUACACCAGCGCAUACAUACAGGAGAGAACCCUUAUAGCUGUGAUCAGUGUGGAAAGAGCUUUGCUGUAGCUUCCUCCCUGACUAGACACCAGGUAACACACACAGGAGAGAAGCCUUAUAGCUGUGGUCAGUGUGGCAAAAGCUUUGCUCUAGCUUACACAUUGACUAGACACCAGCUAACACACACUGGAGAGAAGCCUUAUAGCUGUGAUCAGUGUGGAAAGCGCUUCAAUCAUUCAGGCAACCUGACCACACACCAGCUAACACACACUGGAGUGAGGCCUUUUAGCUGUGAUCAGUGUGGGAAGAGCUUUGCUUUAGCUUCCACCCUGAAUAGACACCAGGUAACACACACUGGAGAGAGACCUUACAGCUGUGAUCAGUGUGGGAAGAGCUUUGCUGUAGCUUCCAUCCUGAAUAGACACCAGCUAACACACACUGGAGUGAAGCCUUAUAGCUGUGAUCAUUGUGGAAAGAGCUUUGCUCAAUCAGGGAACCUGAAUUCACACCAGCGAACACACACUAGAGAGAACUAUGUCUGUCUAUGUGGAAAGCGCUUUGCUCAUUUAGGGCCAAUGAAAAAACACCAGAAAGCAAAAAUGUGCUGUAUUUCAUCUCCCACCUAUCCGGCACCAGUUCCAGAUCCCUAAAUAAAGGAUCAAUAGAAAACAUCUAGUGAACAGUCAUAUCCAUCUCCCUUUCUUAAACAGUUGACUUAGUCUGAUCACCAUGGUAACCUCUGAGGAUCAUAAUAUGCAGCUCUGAUCUAGGAUCAGGUCUCCCCUGUGUCUAUGUAAUAUCACACAUUGAUCUAAAUGGAUAAAUGUUAUCACAGAAAAUGUCAUAGUAAAGCCGUGUGUGUGGUGGGGAUGUUGAUAAUUGUAUCUUUCAUAUACUCAUGAUACUAUUAUUAUUAAAUGUCAUUAUGUAGAAUGUUUCAACAAUGUGCAUAUUCAUGUAUUCAAUUAAUCAAUAAAUGCAAUCCAUUAUCUGAUA
Messenger RNA from Coregonus clupeaformis (lake whitefish), 2852 nucleotides. Its product is annotated as zinc finger protein 883-like. The coding region runs from base 857 to 2506 and encodes 549 amino acids. Gene Ontology annotation, molecular function: RNA polymerase II cis-regulatory region sequence-specific DNA binding; DNA-binding transcription repressor activity, RNA polymerase II-specific. The transcript has 3 exons. The record is from RefSeq and is a predicted model, not a curated record. Lineage: Eukaryota; Metazoa; Chordata; Actinopteri; Salmoniformes; Salmonidae. Gene Ontology annotation, biological process: negative regulation of transcription by RNA polymerase II.